Molecule: messenger RNA, 2930 nt
Organism: Callorhinus ursinus (northern fur seal)
Lineage: Eukaryota; Metazoa; Chordata; Mammalia; Carnivora; Otariidae
Gene: PRKAA2
Product: protein kinase AMP-activated catalytic subunit alpha 2
Biological process (GO): protein phosphorylation; intracellular signal transduction
Cellular component (GO): cytoplasm
Molecular function (GO): ATP binding; AMP-activated protein kinase activity
Source: RefSeq, a predicted model, not a curated record
AUGGCUGAGAAGCAGAAGCACGACGGGCGGGUGAAGAUCGGACACUACGUGUUGGGCGACACGCUGGGCGUCGGCACCUUCGGCAAAGUGAAGAUUGGAGAACAUCAAUUGACAGGCCAUAAAGUGGCAGUUAAAAUCUUAAAUAGACAGAAGAUUCGCAGUUUAGAUGUUGUUGGAAAAAUAAAAAGAGAAAUUCAAAAUCUGAAACUCUUUCGUCAUCCUCAUAUUAUCAAACUAUACCAGGUGAUCAGCACUCCAACAGAUUUUUUUAUGGUAAUGGAAUAUGUGUCUGGUGGUGAAUUAUUUGACUACAUCUGUAAACAUGGCCGGGUUGAAGAGGUGGAAGCAAGGCGGCUCUUUCAGCAAAUUCUAUCAGCUGUGGAUUACUGUCAUAGGCAUAUGGUGGUUCAUCGAGACCUGAAACCAGAGAAUGUGCUGUUGGAUGCUCACAUGAAUGCCAAGAUAGCUGAUUUUGGAUUGUCUAAUAUGAUGUCAGAUGGUGAAUUUCUGAGAACUAGUUGUGGAUCUCCAAAUUAUGCAGCACCGGAAGUCAUCUCAGGCAGAUUGUAUGCAGGUCCUGAAGUUGAUAUUUGGAGCUGUGGUGUUAUUUUGUAUGCCCUUCUUUGUGGCACCCUCCCAUUUGAUGAUGAGCAUGUACCUACGUUAUUUAAGAAGAUCCGAGGGGGUGUUUUUUAUAUCCCAGAAUAUCUCAAUCGUUCUGUUGCCACUCUCUUGAUGCAUAUGCUGCAGGUUGACCCUCUGAAACGAGCGACCAUCAAAGAUAUAAGAGAGCAUGAAUGGUUUAAACAAGAUUUGCCCAGUUACUUAUUUCCUGAAGACCCCUCCUAUGAUGCUAACGUCAUUGAUGAUGAGGCUGUGAAAGAAGUGUGUGAAAAAUUUGAGUGUACAGAAUCAGAAGUAAUGAACAGUUUAUAUAGUGGUGACCCUCAAGACCAGCUUGCAGUGGCUUAUCAUCUUAUCAUUGACAAUCGGAGAAUAAUGAACCAAGCCAGUGAGUUCUACCUCGCCUCUAGUCCCCCAACUGGUUCUUUUAUGGAUGAUAGUACCAUGCAUAUUCCCCCAGGCCUGAAACCUCAUCCAGAAAGGAUGCCACCUCUUAUAGCAGACAGCCCUAAAGCGAGAUGUCCAUUGGAUGCACUGAAUACAACUAAGCCCAAAUCUUUAGCUGUGAAAAAAGCCAAGUGGCAUCUUGGAAUCAGAAGUCAAAGCAAACCGUAUGACAUUAUGGCUGAAGUCUACCGAGCUAUGAAGCAGCUGGAUUUUGAAUGGAAGGUAGUGAAUGCAUACCAUCUUCGUGUAAGAAGAAAAAAUCCAGUGACUGGCAAUUAUGUGAAAAUGAGCUUACAACUUUACCUGGUUGACAAUAGAAGCUAUCUUUUGGACUUUAAAAGCAUUGAUGAUGAGGUGGUGGAGCAGAGGUCUGGUUCUUCAACACCUCAGCGUUCCUGUUCUGCUGCUGGCUUACAUAGACCAAGAUCAAGUUUUGAUUCUGUAACUGCGGAGAGCCAUUCACUUUCUGGCUCUCUCACUGGCUCUUUGACCGGAAACACAUUGUCUUCAGUUCCACCCCGCCUAGGCAGUCACACCAUGGAUUUUUUUGAAAUGUGUGCCAGUCUGAUCACUACUUUAGCCCGUUGAUGAUGUUUCUCUAGUUUCUGUCUUUCUGUUAUUGCACUGUGAAAAUCAGAUAGAUUCUUGAAAUUGUUAUUUUACUUAUGGAUAUCUUAUACUCUGGAAUACUGAUGGAGAGUCAUGAAUAUUUCCAGGGGACAGUCAAUGCCAUUGAAAUUACUGAAAACAAAACAUCUGACAUUUUAUUUACCUGUAGACAUCUGUAAUUCUAUUUUGCCUAUGAUAAAUUUAUAGAGGCAGUAUCUUUAAUUGGUGAACAUUGAUGAAGAUUAUUGUUACUUUAAAAUUGUGAGUUCACUACAGAUGAUUAAUAUACCUUCACUGGUGAAUCAUCUCAUCAGAGGGUGGUUUGGCAACACCUCUUUGCUUAACUAUUUAAUGUAGGUAAAUCCACUUUAUUUCCUAAAGUUCAGCAGGCUUUAAGCUGUGUUUAUGCACCCAGUUCUCUUGCACAAGAUAAAAACAAAAAACAAAAAACAAAAAACAGCCAUUAAUAAGAUGAUAUUUAAAUGUUGAAGCCUUAAAGGCUGGCCCCAAAAAUUUCAGAAGCCAAGUUCUAGUAGUUUUAGCUUUUGCAAAUACUGCCUAGUGUUGAAUAGAAGGGCUGUGGUCCUGAAACAGGUAACUGAUUUCCAGGUUCAUUAAAAACAGCUUAUAACCAGCUAGAGGUUUUAUUUCGAGAUUUCCUUGAAUAACAUUUAUCUUAAGAGUCUUCAGUGUUCUACUCAGUAUUGGAACAUCUGGAAUUGGAACAAUUUUUGUGUUUUUCAUAAACUUAACAUUUUUUAAAAAACUUAGCAUCAUUUUAAAAUAUGCCUUCAGAACUACCUUUCUCAAAUUCUUUUUGGCUCUAUUUAUUUUUGUAUUUUACCAAGCAUGAUAAAAUAGUUAAAUGAAACAAAGCAAAAUAUCAACAGUCCCUUAAAAGAGAACUCUUAUCUUUGAUUUAAUGUAUGUGGUGGUGGGGAGUGUGUGCGUAUGUCCCCCUGCAUCCCACAAUGCUAAUUCCUCAUCUGAAGUUCAAGUUUGUCAUCACAGCCACCCCUCUCCCUCACCUUCCCACCACCACUUACUUUGUUGUUUGAUCCUUGGUGGCUGAUUGACUUAGCUUUUAAAUCUUUCUGGUUCCCUUUCUUUGUUCUAUAUCUUGGUUGCUAGCCAUCCAGUUUGAAAACACUGUUUUGGCCCUAAGGGCUUUUGUGUACUUCCAAAGCUUGUUAGGCUGUGACCUUCACUGUUGAGGCUGUUAGGAUAGGGAAGCCUUAAACCUUUAAAAA